Molecule: messenger RNA, 444 nt
Organism: Metarhizium acridum CQMa 102
Lineage: Eukaryota; Fungi; Ascomycota; Sordariomycetes; Hypocreales; Clavicipitaceae
Source: RefSeq, a predicted model, not a curated record
AUGCCCUCCAAUAUCCCUCCCUCAGCAAUGGGCAUACCCACGGCGUCCGAAGACCCCUCCCAACAGCCCAAAGCGCGCUUCGUCGUCUCGGGCUCUGGCCAUGCCGCACACCCUGACGAUAUCAUUGUGUCGUGCAAAGCGCUUCUGGAUCACGUUACCGAAGUCCAAGAGAGUGCUGAGAGGGAACUUCAAGAAUUCGAGGAGCAGAUCAAGCAACGCGAUUUAGCCGAGAAGAGGAGAGUCGCACCCGGUUGGUUGGACAGUGAAUCACGGUUAUUGCAGCCAGAGAGAAUGUCGGCACAGGCUGGGCCGAGCGCGGGAGCGACAGCGCAACAUCAUCAACAACAACAUCCACCGCCGAUGGAGGAUAAGACGGCACAGCCGGCGGCUGUUGAUACGGGAGCAGAGUUGGACAGGGCCUUUGGCGGCAUGGCUCUGAAGUGA